Molecule: messenger RNA, 804 nt
Organism: Poecile atricapillus (Black-capped chickadee)
Lineage: Eukaryota; Metazoa; Chordata; Aves; Passeriformes; Paridae
Gene: CRYGS
Product: crystallin gamma S
Exons: 3
Coding region: 140-757 (205 amino acids)
Biological process (GO): visual perception; lens development in camera-type eye
Molecular function (GO): structural constituent of eye lens
Source: RefSeq, a predicted model, not a curated record
AUCACUGCGCUUGCAGAGUGGACUCUCAUGGAAAGCUCCCUCGGAGCCUUGGGAGAGCCUGACUCCCAGCAGCAGCAGAGCUGCCACAUCCCUUUUCCAUGGUGGAGCAGAGGGUGUGCUGUGACAGAAGGACUCCUGGAUGAUGGCCAUGGCACUGAAGGGAAUAUUAUUCCCUAAGGGAUGCACACCAGCCUUGGGAUUCGGUGCAAUCAGCAGGGAUGAACUGAAAUUGGAGAAGGAGGUCACCUUCUAUGAAGACAAGAACUUCCUCGGCCGUUACUACGAGUGUGACAGCGACUGCCCCGAUUUCCACACCUACCUGAGCCGCUGCAACUCCAUCCGUGUGGAUGGAGGCACCUGGGUGGCCUACGAGAGGCCCAACUAUGCUGGGAACAUGUACGUGCUGACCCAUGGGGAGUAUCCCGACUACCACCACUGGAUGGGCCUCAACGACCGCCUGGGCUCCUGCAAGUACAUCCAGAUCCCGAGCGGAGGCCGAGCCCACAUCCAGGUGUUCGAGAAGGGAGAUUUUGGCGGGCAGAUGUUCGAAGCCACCGAAGACUGCCCCUCCAUCAUGGAGGAGUGGCACAUGCGUGAGGUGCACGCCUGCAGGGUGCUGGAGGGCGUCUGGGUGUUCUACGAGCAUCCCAACUACCGGGGCCGGCAGUACGUGCUGCCCAAGGGGGAGUACCGCAAGCCCGUGGAGUGGGGAGCGGCCAGCCCCGCCGUCCAGUCCUUCCGCAGCAUCUCUGAGUGAGCCAGCCCCGAGAGCGGGCUGCACACCCCCCCAAUAAAGCAACUGAG